Messenger RNA from Durio zibethinus, 2312 nucleotides. Its product is annotated as putative folate-biopterin transporter 7. Lineage: Eukaryota; Viridiplantae; Streptophyta; Magnoliopsida; Malvales; Malvaceae. The record is from RefSeq and is a predicted model, not a curated record.
UAAAAAAGUGUUCAAAUAGGUGUAAAAACUUUUUUUGGGGGAUUGAAAAUGAUUUUUUGUGGUUAAUUUAGAAGGUUGAUCGUAGAUUGAAAAAGUCAAUCAGUCCAAACUUCCAAUCCAAAGGAAAGGACAUUAUUUGAGGAGGCCUGUUCUUACCCAAAAAAAAAAAAAGCACAAACCAAUGCUCACUACAUUCAAUCACAAAAACCUCCAUGCACAUUCAACACGGUACAAAAAAGCAAUUUAACCACCGGGACCACCACCGUCUCCGUCUCCUUCUCCGCCGGUGCCGUUUCUGCCUCCUAGCAACCCUUUCAAAAACAAAACCAGAGCUGAAGAAAAAAAAAAUCACAAACAAAUAAACUCUUUUUGUUAUAUUAUUAAUAUUAUUAUUGUUGUUAUAUUAUUAUUAUUAUUAGUAUGGUGUCUGCAAAAGAUGGUGGAAAUGGAAGGCGACCGAAGAAAGGGAAGGCGAACCGGAUCCGGAGCAUUCUCGGAGUCGGGUAUUGGGUCCAAGGAUUCAGGUGUUUUCCAUGGAUGGCUGUUAACUUUUUUCUGAAAGAUAGUGUUAAAGUGGAUCCUUCAACUCUUCAAAUUCUUCAGAAUUCUGCUAAUCUCCCCAUGGUUGGGAAGCCGAUCUAUGGUAUCGUUUCCGAUGCCGUCUAUAUCUCUGGCCAGCACCGUGUUCCUUAUAUCGCCAUCGGUGCUUUCUUACAAGCAGUUUCGUGGCUAGUAAUAACAAUAUUUUCACAAUCAAACAUUUCGAUCUUCACAAUGAGCCUAUAUCUUCUCCUCAGUAACCUCGGUGCUUCAAUAGCAGAGGUUGCUAAUGAUGCCAUUGUUGCUGAAAUGGGAAAAUCCAAAAAGUCUCAAUCAGCUUCCUCAGGUGAGCUCCAGUCAUUUGUUUGGAUGGUUUCCUCUGUUGGUGGAGUCCUUGGAAACCUGUUAGGUGGCAUUGCCAUUGACAGAUUUUGGCCCCAAUCAAUGUUCCUUUUUUUUGGACUUCUCCUUGUGCUCCAGUUUCUUAUAACUAUCUCAGUUCCUGAACGCUCUCUUAACCUUCCAAAAAGUCCAUCAAAUGUUGGGAUUAGGAAACAGCUUUCAGAGCUCUUAGCUGCAUUGCGAAAACCUGAAAUAGCUUACUCAAUAACCUGGUUUGCUACAUCAUAUGCCAUAAUUCCAGUGCUCACAGGAACAAUGUUCUUUUACCAAACACAGUAUUUGAAGAUUGACGCCUCUGUAUUGGGAAUUUCUAAGGUGUUUGGGCAGGCAGCAAUGUUGUUAUGGGGUGUCAUCUACAAUCGUAGUUUAAAGUCAGUCCAACCAAGGAAACUGAUUGCAGCCAUUCAGGUAACAAUGGCUGUAUUCAUGAUUUCAGAUGUAUUGUUUGCGAAAGGGAUUUAUCAACAUUUAGGAGUGCCAGACUCUGUCUAUGUUGUAGUUUUCUCUGGUGUUUUAGAGGUUCUAUUCUUCUUCAAGAUUCUGCCAUUUAGUAUUCUGAUGGCUCAACUCUGCCCUCCAGGAUGUGAAGGGUCUCUAAUGGCAUUUGUCAUGUCAGCUGUAGCCCUUGCAUUCAUAGUGAGUGGAUACCUUGGUGUUGCGUUGGCAUCUUAUGUCGGGGUUACAGGAAAUGAUUUUUCUGGAUUUCCUCUCGGCCUUCUAAUUCAGGCAGUUUGUACCCUUCUGCCACUAUUUUGGUCAUCAUGGAUACCUAAUGAUGUGAAAUCUAAAACCAGGACAGAAUAAAAAUGUUGGUGCUUGCAAGAAUGGCAUGAAUUGCAUAAUUGGUAGGAGCAAUUUUAGCCUUCUUUCAUUUCGAAAUAUGAUUGCUUUGGGAGCAGUUUUAGGAGCUUGCAAGAGGAUUGUUUCAACUUUUCCUUUUCUUCUUUUGCAAUGCAUGCAAGCAGCGAGGUGUUGUUUUGGGCUUGCAGGUUUUGGAUCAAUGAGUUUUGAGGGUAUUAGAGCUUUUAACACUUAUACAUUUUAUAUUGCAAGUUAUGUAUGCGAGAUCAUGGUUUCCUUUUUCCUGUAUCACAUGGAAUGUAGCUGAAAUUCUUGUGUUUGUUGCAAAUUAAAUGCAUCAGUAAUAAAACUGGCCAUUUUCCGGUCUCAAUUCUUUGUGCAGAAUCCUGUCAUAACUUGUUUGAUGUCCUUAUGAAUUGGUCAAGUAUUAAUUAACCUUUCACUAACUCAAAGAAUUCAAACAUCUGUCUUUCGCUUUUUGGCCUAGUGGCAAAGAAGCCUUAAGAAACACAUUAGAGUUUGGAUUUAAACCAAGCCUUCCCCUCCCCCCCUUUCCAUCUAACAGGGCA